UGUAUAAGUUCCCUGACUGGCUAUGCUGCUUAGAUUCAUUUUUGGACUGUGACAGGGAAACGACAACUUGCUUCUUGGUUUGGUCAUUUUUAUUCUUUUUUUUACCAAUAUGGCCUCUCUGUACACUGGGUACAGCGGCUACACUGGCUACACCAAACCACCCCAAACUUAUGUUGAUGGCUCCUACUACAACCCGAAACAACCACAGACUUAUGGUGACUACUACCAGGAUUCUGUCUACGAGGAGAAGAAACAUAAUGAAAAGAAAGCCCGGCGCUCUGCAAUUUGUUGUGAGGUGGUCGCCUUGGUCAUCGGAUUCAUCGGUCUCAUUGGCGUUGCUGCAGUCACCGGUCUCCCGAUGUGGAAAGUCACAGCAUUCAUCGAAGAAAACAUCAUCGUCAUGGAAACACGCUGGGAAGGUCUGUGGAUGAACUGCUACCGUCAAGCUAACAUUCGAAUGCAAUGUAAGGUGUAUGAUUCUUUGCUGUUUCUCCCACCUGAUUUGCAAGCUGCUCGAGGUCUCAUGUGUAGCUCGGUAGCAGUGACAACAAUCGCGCUAAUCGUUUCGGCAGUUGGGAUGAAAUGCACCAAAGCUAUAGACCACCGUGCCCGCACCAAGCAUAUUGUAUUAGUAGUAGGUGGUAGCUUGUUCUUGUUGGGCUGCGUAACCACACUGAUUCCCGUUUCUUGGACUGGACAUGUUAUUAUCCGUGAUUUCUACAACCCUCUGCUCAUUGACGCCCAAAGGAGAGAGCUGGGCGAAGCGCUCUACAUCGGGUGGGUGACCUCAGCUUUGCUCUUUACCUCUGGAGUGAUCUUGCUUUGCAGGCAUGCCCCACGCACCCAGGAAGCAGAGGCCCUAAAGUACCAAGGACAACCUCCGGCUUAUACCUACCAACCCUAUACCUACCAACCUGAAUACCAACCAGGUUAUACCUACCAACCAGCCUACUCUACGCCUCCACCUGGGUCUGUUGCCUACACUCCAACCCAGUACUGAACUGGGUUAAAGUUAACCCAUUCUGGAGACAAUAUACUCUUUUUUAAUUUUUUUUUUUUUUUUUAUGUGUAAAACAAUAUGACAGGACUGAUGCUGAAAAGUGGCCACAUUUUUUGUUAUCUCAAAGUGAGCCAAAUUUCACUCUGAAAAAUAAUGAUUUGAAUAAUUG
Molecule: messenger RNA, 1169 nt
Organism: Periophthalmus magnuspinnatus
Lineage: Eukaryota; Metazoa; Chordata; Actinopteri; Gobiiformes; Gobiidae
Product: claudin-8-like
Exons: 1
Coding region: 110-1000 (296 amino acids)
Biological process (GO): cell adhesion; bicellular tight junction assembly
Cellular component (GO): bicellular tight junction; plasma membrane
Molecular function (GO): structural molecule activity
Source: RefSeq, a predicted model, not a curated record